Messenger RNA from Gordionus sp. m RMFG-2023, 1733 nucleotides. RefSeq lists its product as uncharacterized. NCBI's taxonomy places the organism in Eukaryota, Metazoa, Nematomorpha, Gordioida, Chordodea, Parachordodidae. Bases 517 to 1383 code for a protein of 288 amino acids. The record is from RefSeq and is a predicted model, not a curated record. The transcript is spliced from 5 exons.
ACAGUUGAAUUUCAUUCUCAAAUCUUUUAUAAAUUAUAUAAUCGCUAUGCUAAUAAUAUAUUUUAUUAAACUUUUAUAUGAAAAAUAUAAAAAUUUAUAAAAACCAAUUUUUAAAAUCUUCAUUAUUUAUCAUUUAAAAGAAGAAGAAAAAUCGCCAUAUUUAUUGAGUAUUUUCCCUUCAUAAGUGAUUUCCUUCUCCCAUCUACCUUUUCUCCACACUUCACUUUAACGACUAACAAGGCGUCCAUCAAAUAUUCAUAUCCGAGGAAUGAGGAAUGAUAAUUUAGGAAUAACGGAGAAAUUCUAUUAAUUUUACGAGAUCAUAUGGACACAUCGGUUGGAUAAAAGUUUUUGUUUUACGGGGCUUUUCUCCUCAAAAAAUAAAAGUCUUUCCCACUCCCCAAAACAUUAUCUUUGACAUAACUUCGUCAUAAAAAAAAGGCAAAAAAUAUGGAUUUAUUUCUUAAAAAAGUUGUCGCUGGCCAUGCUUGAUUCAGGAAUCAGCAUUUACGCAAGAUGCCAAUCGCGUAUGCGUCACUUCUGACCCUAUCAAGACUCGUAUCGAUUAUCAUCAUACACAUCAUCUUGUUUAAGAUAAAUCUGAUCAAGGCGCAACUUUUUCGGGAUCAAAUAGUAAUCCCAACUUUUCCCCUUAGCAACAUGAAGGAUCUCAGUCAAACGUCAAAUAGGAUAGAUCAAGAAGAAACGGAAGUGGCGGAGACGGAAAAAAAACUUAGAAGAGAGGUCAUAAAAUACAUUAAUGAUAAUUAUAAUAAACUCGUGGUGGGCGAUAUCUUCCCCCCUUAUUCAACGCCAUCCGACACGAACCCUCCCGAAGUGUCGACGACUUUAGAAAACUAUUACAAAUAUGAUAAAUUUAUGUAUUCCUCCAUGAGACAUUAUUGGAAAGCUUAUCUCCAGAUGAUGAAAGAGAGGUCUUCUAGUGACUUGAGUAGCAGAUUAUUAACAUCACCACUAUAUCAGCAACUUACAAUUCCAAAACAAUUGGCUUCUUCCCUUUUCUAUCAACGAGGAACACAGAUUAUUGAUAGGGAGGAGAAAGAUGAUCAAGUCAAGGAUGAAUUUGCCACAUUCGACAAUUAUCCUCAAGAAACGCAAGAUCGCCUGAAGGACUUCGAGUCACUCAAGAUUGUGCAUAGAUACCACCACAUAUCUUUACCCUAUGACGCUUCUACCCUAGUUUGCCAUAGAUGCUCCGAAAGCAUGGCACUCCCCAACACCAUAUGCGGUACUGUAGGGGGCAUUAUUUGUCCCAAAGACUAUUUUUGUGAUAUUAGAUACGAUCCUGGCUUCAAGAUUCAAGACGGUUACGGAUGUUGUUGCCCUUUUCCUCAACGAGUUCAAUCCACCACAAUCCUCUAGUGUCACAUUACCGCAAUCUACGAUUAGCACCUCCGCAAGCACGUUGCCUUCGAUUACUACGACGGCCAUAUCAUUGCCCCCUGUUAUAGUUAGGUUCGACGGGGUAAUCUUCUGCCCAUCUCCCGGCACGGAAUUACCCAACUGUUUCCCUUGCAUCAAUAUACUCCUCUGCGAAAAUGGCGUGACGUUCAUUAUAUGCCGUACCUUUAAUUGCAUGUUUCAAUGUUACGGAAUUUACAUAGACCCCUUUACCUCCAUGAGGAUAGGAUGUACCCAGCAACCCGUUGAUUUCGGAUAAGAUGAUGAUACCUCAAAUAUACUUCUUUUUUUCAACCCUAGUAAGUGACCAU